AUGUCAGUGUGCACUGCACGCCUCGUAUCGUCUUGCUACUACCAUAUAUGGUAUGAGGGGGGUCGUGAGGUGUUUCUGAGGUGUUUCUCGUGUUUCCCUCGGAGGCGGCGCUUUGCUCUGCGAUGCGGCGGGCGCACCUGGCUUGGCCGCCGCGAGUACUGGGACGCAGCGUACGCUUCGGGGCGCUACGGCACCACCUACGAAUGGAACCAAACCUGCGAAGCAGUCUGGCCGUUCGUGACCAGGCUUCUUGAAGACAGCCAGAGCAGCAAAGUACUGCACGUGGGCUGUGGCAACAGUCGCCUGGGAAGAAAGCUGGUGGAUGCCGGCUUCAAGAAUGUCGUCAACGUGGACUACAGCUCCAUGGUCAUCGACAUGAUGCGCCAGCAAGAGCCGGAACUCACGUGGUUGUGCCUGGACUGUGCGGAGCCUGGCGCCCUUGGUGAGAACGAGUUCGACGCCUGCAUCGACAAGGGCGCCCUGGACUCCCUCUUCGAGGCGGGAUCGGAGGCGAUGCGCCAGCGAGGCUGUGCCAUGGCCACGGAGAUCCACCGGGCCCUGAAGCAUGGCGGGAAGUACCUGGUCAUCAGCAAUGAUGGCACUGGCUCCGGUAUCUCCGAUGUCUUGGGAUCCACGUUUCGGACCGUGGAGAGUGAGCACAUCGAAGGAUACACAUGCGACUUGUACUACAAGCUGAUCACCGUCCUCCUGUGCACGAAGUGA
This is a messenger RNA of Symbiodinium natans, 723 nucleotides long. The record is from the annotation of a GenBank genome assembly. NCBI's taxonomy places the organism in Eukaryota, Dinophyceae, Suessiales, Symbiodiniaceae.